ACAUUGUUGCCCUGGACCUGACAGGAGGCCCAUGGAACUUGGGGCCACAGGCCACAAGGGACAAGGGCCAGGCACCCCAGUCAUGGCUCCAGGCCAUUGAUCCAACCUAAGCUGGCCAGUUGGGGGUGGAGAGACCUUGGCCUGGGUAAACAGAGGCUUCCAGGCCUGUGUGCACCUACCUUCUCCACUUAAAGAUGCCAAGAUGUUUCCAGCUCCCCUGUUCUACCAGGAUGCCCACCACCGAGGUUCCCCAAGCAGCUGAUGGUCAGGGCGAUGCGGGUGAUGGAGAGGAAGCUGCUGAGCCAGAGGGGAUGUUCAAGGCCCCCAAAAACACCAAGAGAAAAGACCGGGACUACGUCCGCUUCACACCACUGUUGCUGGUCUUGGCUGCGCUGGCUUCAGCAGGAGUCAUGCUUUGGUAUUUCCUAGGGUACAAGGCAGAAGUGACCGUAAGCCAGGUGUACUCUGGCAGCCUCCGGGUGCUCAACCGCCAUUUCUCCCAGGACUUGGCCCGACGGGAGUCCAUUGCUUUCCGCAGUGAAACUGCCAAAGCCCAGAAGAUGUUCCAAGAGCUGGUAGGCAGCACACGUUUGGGUACUUACUACAACUCCAGUUCCGUCUACUCCUUUGGGGAGGGACCCCUCGUCUGCUUCUUCUGGUUUAUCCUUGACAUCCCCGAGUACCAGCGGCUGACCCUGAGUCCUGAGGUGGUGCGAGAGCUCCUGGUGGGUGAGCUACUGUCCAACAGCUCAACCCUGGCUUCCUAUAGGACCGAAUAUGAGGUGGACCCAGAAGGCUUGGUGAUCCUGGAAGCCAGUGUGAACGACAUAGUCGUACUGAAUUCCACGCUGGGCUGUUACUGCUACAGCUACGUGAACCCAGGCCAGGUCCUCCGGUUGAGGGGGCCCGACCAGCAGACCACUAGCUGCCUGUGGCAUCUGCAGGGCCCUGAGGACUUCAUGCUCAAGGUUCGGCUGGAGUGGACCCAGGUCGAUUGCAGAGACAGGGUGGCGAUGUAUGACGCAGCUGGGCCCCUGGAGAAGAGACUUAUCACCUCGGUCUAUGGGUGCAGCCGUCAGGAACCCGUGAUGGAGGUGCUGGCGUCAGGCUCCGUCAUGGCCGUGGUGUGGAAGAAGGGCCUACAUAGCUACUAUGACCCUUUCCUGCUCUCAGUGAAGUCUGUGGCCUUCCAGGACUGCCAUGUGAACCUGACACUGGAGGGCAGGCUGGACCCACAGGGCUUCCUCCGUACACCCUACUACCCCAGUUACUACUCGCCCAGUACCCACUGCUCCUGGCAUCUCACGGUGCCCUCUCUGGACUACGGCUUGGCACUCUGGUUCGAUGCCUACGCGCUGAGGAGGCAGAAGUACAACCUACUGUGUACUCAAGGCCAGUGGAUGAUCCAGAACAGGAGGCUGUGUGGCUUCCGUACCCUGCAGCCGUAUGCUGAGAGGAUCCCCAUGGUGGCCUCGGAUGGUGUCACCAUCAACUUCACCUCGCAGAUCUCCCUCACAGGCCCGGGUGUGCAAGUAUACUACAGCUUGUACAACCAAUCAGAUCCCUGCCCUGGAGAGUUCCUUUGCUCUGUGAAUGGACUGUGUGUCCCUGCGUGUGACGGGAUCAAGGACUGCCCCAAUGGUCUGGAUGAGAGAAACUGUGUCUGCAGAGCCAUGUACCAGUGCCAAGAGGACAGCACGUGCAUCUCACUGCCGAGAGUCUGUGACCGGCAGCCUGACUGUCUCAACGGCAGUGACGAAGAGCAGUGCCAAGAAGGAGUGCCCUGUGGGACAUUCACUUUCCAGUGUGAGGACCGGAGCUGUGUGAAGAAGACCAACCCAGAGUGUGACGGGCAGUCAGACUGCAGGGAUGGCUCAGAUGAACAAAACUGUGGAUCUCUUCCUCCCCUCUCCUUCUUCUCUGUUCCCCUAACCCCUGGCCCUCUCCCACUCCCAGACUGUGGCCUCCAGGGCCCCUCCAGCCGCAUUGUGGGCGGGGCCGUGUCCUCCGAGGGCGAGUGGCCGUGGCAGGCCAGCCUCCAGAUUCGGGGUCGACACAUCUGUGGGGGAGCUCUCAUCGCUGACCGCUGGGUCAUAACGGCCGCCCACUGCUUUCAGGAGGACAGCAUGGCCUCCCCGAGGCUGUGGACCGUGUUCCUGGGAAAGAUGCGGCAGAACUCACGCUGGCCAGGCGAGGUGUCCUUCAAGGUGAGCCGCCUGUUCCUGCACCCGUAUCAUGAGGAGGACAGCCAUGACUACGACGUGGCCCUGCUGCAGCUGGACCACCCUGUGGUGUACUCGGCCACCGUGCGCCCCGUCUGCCUGCCCGCACGGUCCCACUUCUUUGAGCCGGGCCAGCACUGCUGGAUCACGGGCUGGGGAGCCCAGCGAGAGGGGGGCCCCGGUAGCAGCACCCUGCAGAAGGUGGAUGUACAGCUGGUCCCUCAGGACCUGUGCAAUGAGGCCUACCGCUACCAGGUGACCCCACGCAUGCUCUGUGCUGGCUACCGCAAGGGCAAGAAAGAUGCCUGCCAGGGUGACUCUGGAGGUCCACUGGUUUGCAAGGAGCCCAGUGGCCGCUGGUUCCUGGCAGGGUUGGUUAGCUGGGGCCUAGGCUGUGGCCGACCCAACUUCUUUGGCGUCUACACCCGUGUCACACGUGUGAUCAACUGGAUCCAGCAGAUGCUGACCUGAGGGGCUGUUCUACAGAGCUGGACCUGCCUCCAGCCCAAGUUCAGGGUGCCCACACGGCCAGGGCACAAGUAUUGAGGCAAGUGACUCUGCUAAGGCCUGUCCCCUCAGGCCUACCCCAGUGACAGUGCAGAGAAGGAUGUCAUCUGGUGGUUAGGAUGCCUCCUGAGGUCCAGGGGCUAGCCUCAGCUCUGCUUCACUUCCAACCCUUUCUUAUUCUAGCCCUUAGCCCUCUCCUCUCCUACCACUGUUUUGGGGUGGGGUCUGGUGGCAAUGAUGCUGGCUCCCAGAUCUCUGUAGGAAAGUAAGAAUCCUUCCCCUUGCAAAAGGCUCUUGGGGGAACUGCUCAGAGAAAGAAGGUGCCUCUAUCAAGGUUCUGUCAGAGUCCUUGAGACUGCCAAGUAGGCUGUCCUGUAAAGCCAAAUCAUGGGGCAGCCUCAGCUGCGGUGCCUGCUGCAGCUCUGCCUGCUACAGGGCCCUCCCUGCCAUUCACUGGAGGCCCCACUGUCUGUUCUGGAAAUAAAGCACUUGACCGAGCCCCGA
Molecule: messenger RNA, 3233 nt
Organism: Grammomys surdaster
Lineage: Eukaryota; Metazoa; Chordata; Mammalia; Rodentia; Muridae
Gene: Tmprss6
Product: transmembrane serine protease 6
Exons: 18
Coding region: 195-2693 (832 amino acids)
Biological process (GO): proteolysis
Molecular function (GO): serine-type endopeptidase activity; protein binding
Source: RefSeq, a predicted model, not a curated record